This is a messenger RNA of Trichoderma virens Gv29-8, 2267 nucleotides long. RefSeq lists its product as uncharacterized. Bases 48 to 2075 code for a protein of 675 amino acids. The transcript is spliced from 6 exons. The record is from RefSeq and is a predicted model, not a curated record. Gene Ontology annotation, molecular function: oxidoreductase activity, acting on CH-OH group of donors; flavin adenine dinucleotide binding. NCBI's taxonomy places the organism in Eukaryota, Fungi, Ascomycota, Sordariomycetes, Hypocreales, Hypocreaceae.
CCUCACGAUUUCCUUGUAACAGGUCUUCCAAUAAAGGGCCUUUCAAGAUGUCAACGCAAUAUUCGGGGUAUGGUAGCUCUCUGCCCGAUGAGUUCGAUAUCAUCGUGGCAGGGGGCGGAAGUUGCGGAUGUGUAGUCGCAGGCCGGCUGGCAAAUUUAGACCAUAAUCUCAAAGUUUUGUUGAUUGAGGCUGGCGAGAGCAACCUCAACAAUCCUUGGGUUUUCCGACCCGGUAUCUACCCACGGAAUAUGAAACUGGACUCCAAGACGGCUUCCUUUUAUGAGUCUCGUCCGUCCAAAUGGUUGGCUGGUCGAAAGGCUGUUGUACCCUGCGCCCACGUCCUUGGUGGUGGUUCGUCAAUCAACUUCAUGAUGUAUACACGUGCUUCCGCUUCCGAUUAUGAUGAUUUCCAAGCCAAGGGCUGGACAACUCAGGAAUUACUGCCGCUCAUGAGGAAGCACGAGACGUAUCAAAGAGCCAGUCAGAAUCGAGACAUACACGGCUUCGAAGGUCCCAUCAAGGUGUCUUUCGGUAACUAUACAUAUCCGAUUAAAGACGACUUCCUCCGGGCUGCAGAAUCACAGGGGAUCCCUGUUGUUGAUGAUCUCCAAGAUUUAGUUACAGGUCAUGGGGCUGAGCACUGGCUGAAGUGGAUUAAUCGGGAUACAGGACGGCGAAGCGACAGUGCACAUGCUUACAUCCACGCAACUCGAGCAGCACACUCCAACUUAUAUCUAGCGUGCAACACAAAGGUUGACAAAGUUAUAAUUGAGAAUGGUAGGGCGGUCGGCGUGCAAACAGUCCCAACUAAGCCCCUAGGACCAGGCCAACCUCCAACCCGCGUAUUCCGCGCGCGCAAGCAAAUCGUUGUAUCAGGCGGAACACUCUCCUCUCCACUGAUUCUUCAGAGAUCGGGCAUUGGCGACCCCGUAAAAUUGAGGAAGGCGGGUGUCAACUGUUUAGUUAAUCUUCCCGGGGUUGGACUAAACUUUCAAGACCAUUACUUGACCUUCUCAGUGUUCAGAGCCAAGCCUGAUGUCGAAACUUUUGAUGAUUUUGUUCGAGGUGAUCCUGAAGUACAAAAACGUGUUUUCGAUGAGUGGCAUUUAAAGGGCACUGGCCCUCUUGCAACCAAUGGUAUCGACGCAGGGGUCAAAAUUCGCCCUACAGAACAUGAAUUAAAACAGUUCGAGAGUUGGCCAACCCCCCAUUUUAAAGAUGGCUGGAAGAGUUACUUUAAAGACAAACCAGAUAAGCCGGUGAUGCACUACAGUGUCAUAUCGGGCUGGUUUGGCGACCACAUGUUAAUGCCUCCUGGAAAAUUUUUCACGAUGUUUCACUUCUUGGAAUAUCCUUUCUCAAGAGGUAGCACGCAUAUCAAGAGCGCUGAUCCGUACGAAAGUCCCGACUUCGAUUGUGGCUUCAUGAACGACGAGCGAGACAUGGUACCAAUGGUUUGGGGCUACAUUAAAUCCAGGGAAACGGCGCGGAGAAUGGACGCAUAUGCAGGUGAAGUGGAGACUAUGCACCCCUUCUUUGACUAUGACUCUCCAGCAAGAGCCCAUGACAUGGAUCUAGCUACAACUAAGGCCUAUGCACUUCCGAGUAAUCUAUCCGCGGGAAUCACCCAUGGUAGCUGGUCUUCAUAUCUCCCUGAAGCUGACACCAAAGCUGCUGGCAAUAUCUUGUCUUCAAACAAGGUCAAUACGCGCCAAGAGCUCAAGUAUACCACAAAUGACAUCAAAGCCAUCGAAGAAUGGGUGAAACGUCAUGUGGAGAGUACUUGGCACAGCUUGGGAACGUGUUCUAUGGCUCCCAAGGAUGGCAAUAGUAUCGUAAAGCACGGAGUCCUAGAUGAGCGCCUAAAUGUUCAUGGUGUUAAGGGACUUAAGGUUGCCGAUCUAAGUAUCUGCCCCGACAAUGUGGGCUGCAAUACAUACUCGACUGCUCUCCUGAUUGGAGAAAAAGCCGCCAUGCUAGUAGCUGAAGAUCUCGGUUAUUCUGGUGAGGCAUUGGAGAUGAAGGUUCCUACGUAUAAUGCACCCGGCGAGCUGGCAUUGCAGUACCGUCUGUAAACAAGAUUGCGCACACCCUAUUUUCCUAAUGUACGAUUUUGAUUGCAGACUGUUGUUAUACGUUAUUAAACACUUGAUUGUGAUUUCAUUAUGCAACUACCCUGUAUCACUCCUUUCGUUGAAUAUGGCUAGUUUGUGAUUGUGUAUUUAAGCUCCAGGGCACAGAUUGUCAAUAUACAAUAUUUUCAGGUA